Molecule: messenger RNA, 665 nt
Organism: Antrostomus carolinensis (chuck-will's-widow)
Lineage: Eukaryota; Metazoa; Chordata; Aves; Caprimulgiformes; Caprimulgidae
Gene: GREM1
Product: gremlin 1, DAN family BMP antagonist
Exons: 1
Coding region: 1-543 (180 amino acids)
Biological process (GO): animal organ morphogenesis
Molecular function (GO): BMP binding; receptor ligand activity
Source: RefSeq, a predicted model, not a curated record
AUGGUCCGUGCACUGUAUGCCAUCGGCGCUAUGUUUCUUCUGACGGGAUUUCUGCUGUCAGCAGCAGAAGGGAGAAAGAGGAAUCGUGGAUCUCAAGGUGCUAUCCCUCCUCCUGACAAAGAUCAGCCCAAUGAUUCAGAGCAAAUGCAGACACAGCAGCAGUCGGGCUCCAGGCACCGAGAACGAGGAAAGGGCACCUCAAUGCCUGCUGAGGAGGUGCUGGAGUCUAGUCAGGAGGCACUGCACAUCACUGAGCGCAAAUACCUAAAGCGGGAUUGGUGUAAAACUCAACCCCUCAAACAAACUAUCCAUGAAGAAGGCUGCAACAGUCGUACCAUUAUCAACAGGUUCUGCUACGGCCAGUGCAAUUCCUUCUACAUCCCCAGGCAUGUCCGUAAAGAGGAAGGUUCCUUCCAAUCUUGUUCCUUUUGCAAGCCCAAGAAAUUCACCACGAUGACUGUUACACUCAAUUGCCCUGAGCUGCAGCCCCCGAGGAAGAAGAAGAGAAUAACCCGAGUUAAAAUGCCGGUGUAUAUCUAUUGACUUGGACUAAACUGAGAAAAAUAUGGUACCAAUGGCACUCUGACUGUACGCAAUCAUGGCCAGCGUGAGAGUGAGCGGCAUGAACCAGCUUACCUUUGGGGCUGGACAGAAUCGUGAAUUAC